ACCUAAGCAGAGAUAUUGAUUUAUCCUAACCUCAAAUUUUCGAGAGCCAACAAACAACUUAACCUAAAAAAAAAUAAAUUAAUCUUAAAAAAUGUCUUCAAACGAUCAAAAACACAAAUUCAACAUGAAAGAUUCCAAUGCCGAAGCGAAAAAAAAGUCAUUAAAACUUUUAAAAGACGUCUUUCAAAGUCCUGGCCAAUUAGACAAAAUUGAACACCACAAAAGAACAGUAAUAAGAAACAAACCAUCAGUGGAAGGUUUUUUUAGGUUAAGUUUUGGUUCAGAACCCUGCAUACAAAGCGAAAAGACCCUCGAAAGAUGUUUAAAAGAAGCCCAAGAAAUUGGGCAAAGCUUAAAACACGCAAUAAACACCUUUCCUAAAGUUGAAGUCCUUUAUGGCGGUUUAAACGAGCUUCGAGAAGAAAAUAUGCGCCACUCUCAAUACGUAACAGCCCGAGAAAACUUAAAACACAUAUUUACCGUACCCGAAAGCGUUGAGAGAACUGAAAAAUGGAUAAACGAAGGGAAAUUAUUGCAUACUCACCAGUGUUUGAGGGAUUUAGAAAACUCCCGUGAUGCUUUACUUUAUGAGUUACACCGUUUACCCAAUCAAUCGACGUUCGAUAAAAACAUGCUUAGCGCGUGUUUUAAAGACGUCGAAGUACUUUCUGUUAAAUUAGAAAAACAGUUAAAAUUAAUUUUAAGUCGUACUUUAAAUACAGUGAGAAAAGAACCCACCGUCAUUGUAACAGCUUUAAGAAUCGUUGAACGGGAGGAGAAAUUAGACGAGGAGGCGCAACUCCAUAAAGAAAAAACCUCCUUCUCAAGACCCGGGAGGCCUAAGGAAUGGAGAAAAAUGGCUUUUGAAGUAUUCGAAAAAGCCGUCGCUACACGGAUUGAGGGUACUCAAGUCGAUGAGAGAGAAAAUAAUAAAAUGUGGCUUGUUACUUACUUAGAAUUAACGAGGCAAUUGAUUUUGGAAGAUUUAAGAGUUGUUAAAACACUUUGUGUCCCUUGUUUCCCCGAAAAAUAUAACAUUGUUGAUGCUUAUGUUAGAAUGUACCAUAAUUGUUUACGAAGACAUUUGCAAGAAAUUAUUCAAAACGGUUUGGAAGGAAAUGAGUAUGUUUCAAUCUUAAGUUGGACUCUAAAUACUUACAAAUCUGAAGAAUUGAUGGGUCACCCUGAUUUAGCAAGAUCCACACAAAAUUUAGAACCACUCUUACCCGACGGCGUGUUAGAAACGUUACAACAAAAAUACCUCAAAAACAUUGAAAAAGAUUAUACAGAGUGGUUAGGAAAUGCUAUAUCACAAGAAAAACUUGAAUGGAUGUCAACCAACGAUCCUGCAAUUGAAACAACAAGGGCCACAGUUCCGGUUGUUAUUUAUCAAAUGAUUCAUCAAGUUUUAUCUGUAACUCAAACAAUAAGUCAAGAUAUAACAAACAAAGCUUUCAUUGUGAGCAUAGAACAAGUUUUAAAAUACGGCGAACAAUACAAAGAGGCCAUCAUCGAAUACAGAAAUAAACUCCUUGAAGAUAGAAACCAAGUAAUGCAUUUCACGUAUCACAUGAUAACCAUCGUAAAUAAUUGCAAAGAAAUCAUCGAUAUUGGGGAACAAUUAAAAAAAUUUUAUUGGAAACCAAAUCACAACCAACAAAUAAGUGCAAUCAAAACAUUCCCAGUUUAUUUUGACGAAUUACGCAAAGAAUCAUCAAAAUAUCUCUUAGACGAAGUAUUUAUGGACGUUUCAAAACAUUUCGAUGACCUAUUCACGCCGAGAUGGAUCGGAAACAACAUCCCAGUAGACACAAUUUGCGCCACAUUCGACGAUUACUUCCAAGAUUAUAAUCGCCUCUUAGAAACAAACUUAGAAGAAGUCAUAUCCGAGGCAAAAAUGUCAGUUGCAAAACGUUACAUAACGGCUAUGUUAUCGAAAAAGAUGGCGUUCAAAACAUUUGAUGAAUGCCAAAAAGCCGCCGCACAAAUUGUAAAAGAACUCGAUCAAUUUAAACGCGUUUUCGACGCUAUCGCGCAUCAGAUCCGCGAUGAAGAUGAGAACUUGGAAACGAUUACCACGUUAACGGAAGUGUUAAAAGCGCAGGACGAUAUGAUUUCGUUCGAUUUGCACAACAUUGUUGAGAAAUAUCCCAACAUAACCGAAGAUCAUUUAUUGAGGUUAUUGUUUUUACGCGGUGAUUUACCAAAAUCUGAUUUAAAGGAGAAAGUUGUUUUUGCAAUGAAAUCAGCAAAACCGAAAAUUGGCGAUGGAAAAAACGUUUUUGAUGACUUGAAAUUUACCACAUUGUUGGGCAAAUUGAAUUUAUAACACAUAGCUAAUCAUCAAAAUAAGUCAACUAAAAGGAAAUAAUUUAAUAUUAAUUAUAUUAUAAAAUAAUACUUGGGUGUAAUGUGUUUUAAAGCUUUAUUGUAUCUAAAUUACGUGUAAUAUAUAGUAACGCAUACAUAACUAUGUUUAAUCUUUGUAAAAAUAUUUAUUAUUGUUUUCAUAUGUAAUCAAAUAAAAUUUAGGAAUAUAUAAUUA
Onthophagus taurus is the source of this 2545-nucleotide messenger RNA. RefSeq names its product Exocyst complex component Sec6 (gene Sec6). Gene Ontology annotation, biological process: exocyst localization; exocytosis. The record is from RefSeq and is a predicted model, not a curated record. Gene Ontology annotation, molecular function: SNARE binding. Gene Ontology annotation, cellular component: exocyst. Lineage: Eukaryota; Metazoa; Arthropoda; Insecta; Coleoptera; Scarabaeidae.